Molecule: messenger RNA, 2562 nt
Organism: Talaromyces proteolyticus
Lineage: Eukaryota; Fungi; Ascomycota; Eurotiomycetes; Eurotiales; Trichocomaceae
Product: dimethylglycine dehydrogenase precursor
Exons: 1
Coding region: 1-2562 (853 amino acids)
Cellular component (GO): mitochondrion
Molecular function (GO): oxidoreductase activity; protein binding
Source: RefSeq, a predicted model, not a curated record
AUGGCAUUCACACAACAUGUUGUCAUUAUCGGAGCUGGCAUCGUAGGGACUAACCUUGCGGAUGAGCUGGUAUCGCGAGGAUGGAAAAACAUCACCGUUGUCGAGCAAGGUCCACUGCACAUGCCUGGCGGAUCGACAUCGCACGCCCCAGGCCUCGUCUUUCAGGUAAAUGCGUCCAAAACAAUGACCCAACUAGCGCGCUACACAGUCGAAAAGUUCAAGUCACUGGAAAAGGACGGUCAGAAUUGUUUUAACCAAUUAGGCGGCCUUGAAGUGGCAACAACACCGGAACGCUUAGAGGAGCUGAAACGGAAGCACGGUUAUGCAUCUUCGUGGGGAAUCGAGGCUCGGCUUAUUACUGCUGAAGAAUGUUUCGAAAAAUAUCCACUCUUGAACAAAGAGCUCGUUCUCGGCGGGUUGCAUAUACCUAAUGAUGGCCUUGCACUCGCAGCACGCGCAACACAGUUGCUUAUUGAACGCACCAGUAAGGCUGGUGUUCGGUAUUUGGGGUUGACACCUGUCACUGGCAUCGAGCAAGGGGACCGAGGUGUGACUGGCGUGAUAACAGCUAACGGAAUGAUACCCGCCGAUAUUGUUAUUUCCUGCGCUGGCUUCUGGGGUGUUGAGGUGGGAGCAAUGAUAGGCCUGACGAUUCCCUUGGUUCCUCUCGCUCAUCAAUAUGCGAAAACAACUUCGGUUCCUGCUCUCGCUGGCCGAAGUGUGAAUUCUCUGCAAAACGGCAUGAAUGCAAGCAUGCCAAUUCUAAGACAUCAAGACCAAGAUCUAUAUUACCGAGAACACGGUGAUCAGUACGGGAUCGGAUACUACGGCCAUCGUCCGAUGCCAGUUAAUGCUGCCUCACUAGGCGUUACAUCAAAAGAUGUCGACGAGAAGAACAUGCCUUCGCGUCUGGAUUUCACGUGGGAGGAUUUUGAACCGGCGUGGGAAGAGACUAAAAGGCUCUUACCGGUUCUACAAGACUGUGAAAUAUCGGACGGAUUUAAUGGCGUCUUCUCAUUUACGCCAGAUGGUGGGCCGAUUGUAGGACAAGCUCCUCACUUGAAUGGCUUCUAUGUGGCUGAGGCCGUAUGGGUUACACACUCUGCCGGCGUUGCACGAGCUGUCGCCGAAGUGCUCACUACAGGAUCAUCGCAGAUUGAUAUUACGGAAUGUGAUUUAUCCCGAUUUGAAGAAGUCCAACUUACUCAAACGUAUAUCAGUGAGACCUCUCAACAGAACUUCGUUGAAGUUUACGACAUUAUACACCCGCUCCAGCCAAAAGAGUCCCCACGGAACCUCCGCACCAGUCCAUUCUACGCCCGACAACGUGAACUAGGAGCGUACUUCCUUGAAGUUGGCGGCUGGGAAAUCCCGUAUUGGUAUGAAUCCAAUGCAGAGCUGGUUAAAUACCUUCCAGCCGCGUGGCAGCCCGUCAAGCGAGAUACAUGGGCAGCGCGAUACUACUCUCCAAUCGCUGCUGCCGAGGCAUGGAAGAUGCGGAAUGCGGUGGCCAUGUACGAUAUGGCAUCAUUCCACAGGUUCCAAGUAACUGGCCCAGGGGCUGUUCAACUUCUGCAACGAUUAUGCACGAGUGACGUUACUGCAAAGCCAGGGAGCAUAAUCUAUACCCUGCUCUUGAAUAAUAACGGUGGAAUCCGCAGCGAUAUUUUUGUUGCAAGAUUAGCUGAUAGCUUGUUCCAAAUCGGGGCAAACUCGACUACUGAUUUGGCAUAUCUCACAAGUGAAGCUGCUCGCCAAUCACAACAAAACCCAAGCCAAUGGGUGCAGGCCCGCGAUAUCACGGGAAGCACAUGUUGUAUCGGUCUCUGGGGUCCUCGUUCGCGGGAUGUCAUCAAUGAAGUCAGCGCAGACGACUUUUCGAACAAAGGGCUUCCUUAUUUCAGUGUCAAAAGAGUGACUAUAGCCGGAGUUCCAGUUACGGCAAUGCGUAAAUCCUAUAUUGGGGAGUUAGGAUGGGAGCUUCAUGCUAGUGCCGAGUAUGGCCAACAUUUAUGGGCCGCUUUAUGGAAAGCGGGACACCCUCAUGGACUUAUUGCAGCUGGCCGCAGCGCCUUUAAUUCCCUGCGACUAGAGAAGGGUUAUAGGAUUUGGGGCACAGAUAUCAGAACCGAACAUGAUCCAUAUGAAGCUGGAGUGGGCUCCGCCAUCACUGCAGACAAAAAGGAAGAUUACGUUGGAAAGGCAGCGCUUCAGCGCCGAUACCAAGACGCCGUGCCUUCUCCUUCUCGGCGAUUGCGUUGUCUGACAGUUGAGGACCGCCGGUCGGUUUUGUUGGGUAAGGAACCUAUAUUUCAUAAAAACAAAGCAGUCGGAUACGUCACAAGUGCUGGUUUUGGCUACACAAUUGGCAAACCUAUCGCUUAUGGCUGGCUACCGAGUGAUGUGCAACAAGGUGAAGCUGUCGAGAUCGAGUACUUUGGACGCAGGAUUAAGGCUAGGGUGACUGUUGAGCCUCUUUAUGACUCACAAAUGAGACGUCUGUACGACGAGGAUCCGGCUGUUCCGCCUGAAUUCCAGCAUCGCUUGAAUGCACGAUUGUAA